AUGAGCAAAAUAAAUAACUCUUAUUUAGAUUUUACAAAGUAAUAUAGAAAUCUUAGUUACAAACCAGUCUAAGAGACUUAUGAUAGAAUUGAUAAUCCAGUAACUAAAUUUGAUAAUUUCUUGAAAACAUCAACUUUUUCUAAAAGACAUGAAAAAUCUGCAUUAAAUUAAUCAGAAUUAUAUCCAAAAAUGAGAGGACCUACAAAACCUGAUUACUUUUUUAUUGAACAUUAUCCAAGAUUUAAAGAGGAUAUAAAUUGCAAUUAAAAGAUAUUUGGAUAAAAGUAAACUCAGUUUCAUAGUGAUAUAUUUGAUAAUAUCAGAAAUGAUUUUAAAUAGAAAAAUUAUUCUUUUCAAUAUAAUGCUGAUAAACUAGAUUAUUCUAAAGAUUUAGGAUUACCAAUAGAACCUAAAGAAAGAAUUAAAGAAUUAUAAUUGAUUAAAAAGGAAUAAGAAUUAUAUAAGUCUCUGAGGUAGGAUGUAAAUUUCUUAAAUAGAAAAAAAAGGAUUUUAGAUAAUUUACAUAAGAGUGAAACAUCAACUUAAUCUAAACAUAGAAACCUAAGUUAAGUUUUUUAAAUUAAUGUUAGGUUAUGAUAAAUAUCGUAAUUAGAAUGAAUGUCUUGAGUUCAAUAAUACAAAUGAAUUUAUUGGAGAUCAAAUGAAUUUAUCUUUCCAGCUAUCGAAAGAUUGGAAUAACAAAAAAAGAUGUGAAACUUAAAGAUUGGAUACUUUUGAAAGAGUCAUAAGUCAAAAGCCACCAAAUCUUAAAGUUAAUACAGAAAGAAUGAAUUUUUUAAAAUUCAGAGAAAACUGUGGAAGGGAUUACAAAAUUGUUAAUUUAACAAAAGAUGAAUGA
Paramecium pentaurelia is the source of this 859-nucleotide messenger RNA. The record is from the annotation of a GenBank genome assembly. NCBI's taxonomy places the organism in Eukaryota, Ciliophora, Oligohymenophorea, Peniculida, Parameciidae.